Molecule: messenger RNA, 2113 nt
Organism: Oryzias melastigma (Indian medaka)
Lineage: Eukaryota; Metazoa; Chordata; Actinopteri; Beloniformes; Adrianichthyidae
Gene: agmat
Product: agmatine ureohydrolase (agmatinase)
Exons: 7
Coding region: 323-1384 (353 amino acids)
Molecular function (GO): agmatinase activity; metal ion binding
Source: RefSeq, a predicted model, not a curated record
UAUAAAGUCCAUGGAUCUGACAAAACUGUUGACUUUUUUGUAAUUCCUAAAAACAUGCCAUGAGGCUAGAAUUCAAUCUUUUUCAAAAGUAGAGAUUUUUUUAAAUCAACUUCAUUGCUGGUGAAUCUGUAAAGCUCAACAAUAUUAUUAUGCAUUUUUUAUUUAAUUUUUUAUUUUGAACGUAUUUUGCUGACAAGAAAAGAGGUGUAGGCUACUUUCAUUUUUGCGUGUACGCCUUUAAUGACGUUCUCCAGGAACCUCUCAAAGGUCGACUUUACACAGUCCAUGCUUUACCCCGCCGCCGCUUCGGCUCCAAGACGAGAUGAAGAGAAUGUUUCCAUGUUGGAAUAAGUUGAGCUUUAAAAGCGCCGCAGUGGCGAACUUUUUGUCCCUCGCCUCUCAGAGAGCUCUGACACCGAGCAGAGCAUGCUCCCCCGGGAAGAGCUUCAAUAUCCCGCCGAGCGCUGAGUUCGAGGCGCGGGUCUCGGGGAUCCCCACCAUGGCCAAGCUGCCGUACCGGGAGUCUGCAGACGGCCUGGACGCGGCGUUUGUGGGCGUCCCCAUCGACACCGGAACCUCCAACCGGCCCGGAGCCAGGUUUGGUCCACGGCAGAUUAGAGUAGAGUCUGCUUUGCUGCGGGCUUACAACAGUGGAACCAAUGCAGCACCUUAUGAGUCCCUUGUUGUCGCUGACAUCGGGGAUGUAAACGUGAACCUCUAUGACCUGAAGGACUCCCUCAGGCGCAUCAGGGAGGCCUAUAGAAAGAUUCUGGCCACCGGCUGCAUCCCGCUGACAAUGGGUGGAGAUCACACAAUUACAUAUCCAAUACUGCAAUCCAUUGCUGAGAAGCACGGGCCAGUGGGUUUGAUCCACGUUGACGCUCACACUGACACCAGCGAUGUGGUCCUGGGGGAGAAGUUCAGCCACGCGACUACUUUCAGACGUUGCUUGGAGGAGGGGCUUCUGAGCCCUCGGAAUGUGGUUCAGAUUGGUAUGCGGGGUACUGGGUACUCUGCAGACGCUUACGAAUGGAAUCGUAUAAAGGGUUUCCGUGUGAUUCCAGCGGAAGAGUGUUGGCACAAAUCCCUUGCCCCUCUCAUGUUGCAAAUCAGGGAUAAGAUGGGCUCUACCCCGGUCUACCUCAGUUUUGACAUUGAUGCUCUUGACCCAGGCUUUGCACCAGGAACUGGAACACCAGAGAUCGCAGGACUCACACCUGCACAGGCCGUUGAGAUCAUCCGGGGCUGUCGUCGGAUGAAGCUUGUGGGAUGUGAUCUUGUGGAAGUCUCUCCACCUUAUGACACUACAGGAAACACUGCUCUGCUUGCAGCCAACCUCCUCUUUGAAAUGUUGUGCGUUCUUCCAAAAGUGAAAUAUUACUGAGAUUACGACACAUCUGAUUAACAAGAAUUAAUCUUAUGCCUUUAAUUCAAGUCGAAGCUGAAUAUACUUGUUCAUUUAAAAUGGAAUGUUUGACCUUUGGUCAUACAAAGUAAAAAUUCACUCUGAUCAUCUUUACAGUUAUUUUAAAAGUGUUCCCAGCAGCCUUACUUAUAAUCUAGAUGAAUUUAGGAAAAAUAAACAAACUGGUGUUUUGUGGGAUAGUUUCUGCAGAUCUGAUUAUAAAUUCAGCUCUGAAUUGUGGGCGUGUCCAAUCUGUAACGGCUAACCGAUUGGUCCCCGAGUACGCAAAAAAUGCGUCUACUUUCAAAGAUGCAUUGAACAAUCUGAGAGUGGCUGUAUAAAGAGUUUGAUGUUGCAAAGUGCAUUUAAAUGCACGUGAUAAAAGAAAAUUAAGUAAACAUUUACUCUCAUGACGUGUGACAUGAUGACAGAAACUUUAGGGCACUUAUUGGCACUUUAGAGCACUAUGACAGUUUAGAGCACUAUGCUAGUUUAGGGCACUUACUGAGAUUUGGAAGUAUAGAUUAUCUGCUGGAGAAAUUGGGGGCAUGAGCCAAUUAUUUGAGCAGCUCUUACUGGUGCCUUAUUUUUUAGUGUAAAUUGUUUCUCUAAUGCCUUCCUCCUGGACAAAAUAUUCCAAAGUUGCAUGAAUUUAAAUAUACGAAGCCUGUUAAACACCAAAUAAACAAAAAUCUUAAUGAAAUCUCA